AUGAUUUCUUCAUCCAAUUAUCCUGUUUUCCGCGUGGACAGUUUCUCCGUCUCAAACUUCAACCCAUCCUUGCCUAAAAGUUUCGCAACCGAAUGGGAAGUAAAUGUGACGGUGAGAAACCCCAAUAGCGGAUUGAAAGUAUCUUUUGAUGACAUAAAAAGCAAAGUGCAUUAUAGAGAAGAUAUUCUCUUCAGCGAUCUUCUUGCUUCAACUUCUUCCCAUCCUUUCUCAAUGGAGACAAACACAAGGACGGUAAUGCAGUCGAAGUUAUCAGCAAAUCGCACAGAUAUAGCUAUGAUGAGAAAAUCAAUUCUGGAUAAAAUGCUUAUGGACAAGAAGAACGGGAUGGUGAGCUUUAACUUACGAUUUGAUAUCAGGGCAACAUUUGACCAUGACCAAAAGGGAGAUUGGCUAUUUUCAAGGCAUACGACUAAGGACUUGAAUGUUGAGUGCAAUGACAUCAAGGUUGGUUUUGUUAAUGGUGUCUCCAGUUAUGGAAAUGCACUCAGUCGAGAUCGCCUGAACGGCCCGUUAUUUUGUGAGGUUAAUGAGGUGGAUGGAGAUGCAUUUUAG
Molecule: messenger RNA, 573 nt
Organism: Dovyalis caffra
Lineage: Eukaryota; Viridiplantae; Streptophyta; Magnoliopsida; Malpighiales; Salicaceae
Source: the annotation of a GenBank genome assembly